AUGGUUAAACGCAAAGGAGGUAGACGGCAGCAGGCCUUACCGGUCACUGAAGAUGACCUAUCGGAUGGUGUCAGUAGUGAUGUUGAGGGCCUUGACAUGAUUGGUGGCGAUGAUGAACGUAAUGAUUAUUCGGACCUUGAGGGCGAUGAGGAGGUCGAUGUUAUGAGCAUAGCUAGCGGGGUACACCAAGAGGACGACGACACGGGU
Perkinsus marinus ATCC 50983 is the source of this 207-nucleotide messenger RNA. RefSeq lists its product as hypothetical. The record is from RefSeq and is a predicted model, not a curated record. The annotation marks the transcript as partial. NCBI's taxonomy places the organism in Eukaryota, Perkinsozoa, Perkinsida, Perkinsidae. The transcript is spliced from 3 exons.